Nycticebus coucang (slow loris) is the source of this 2766-nucleotide messenger RNA. It is a transcript of the gene CARS1, whose product is annotated as cysteinyl-tRNA synthetase 1. The transcript has 23 exons. Gene Ontology annotation, cellular component: cytoplasm. Gene Ontology annotation, biological process: cysteinyl-tRNA aminoacylation. Lineage: Eukaryota; Metazoa; Chordata; Mammalia; Primates; Lorisidae. The record is from RefSeq and is a predicted model, not a curated record. Bases 83 to 2578 code for a protein of 831 amino acids. Gene Ontology annotation, molecular function: ATP binding; cysteine-tRNA ligase activity.
GGGGUGGGACUUCCGGGGCGGUAGUUGCAUCAGAUUCUGGUAAGAGUCUGUAGCCGCAGUGUCUGCCUCCGAAUUCCCAGCGAUGGCAGGUUCCUCCGCUGAGCAGGCUCCUGACUACAGGUCCAUUCUGAGCAUUAGUGACGCAGCAGCCAGGGCCCAAGCCCUGAACGAGCACCUCAGCACCCGUAGCUAUGUCCAGGGGUACUCACUGUCCCAGGCAGACGUGGACGUGUUCAGGCAGCUCUCAGCCCCGCCCGCUGACCCCCAGCUCUUCCACGUGGCUCGGUGGUUCAGGCACAUAGAAGCUGUCCUGGGCAACCCCUGUGACAAAGGCAAGCCUUGCAGGCUCCAAGCAAGUAGAGGCCGGCGGGCACAGCCUCAGUGGUCUCCUCCCACCGGGACUGAGCCAUGUAAGCUCCACCUGUACAACAGCCUCACCCGGAACAAGGACGUGUUUAUACCUCAAGAUGGCAAAAAGGUGACGUGGUACUGCUGCGGGCCAACUGUCUACGAUGCAUCUCACAUGGGCCACGCCAGGUCCUAUAUCUCUUUUGAUAUCUUAAGAAGAGUCUUGAAGGAUUACUUCAAGUUCGAUGUCUUUUACUGUAUGAACAUCACAGAUAUUGAUGAUAAGAUCAUCAAGAGAGCCCGGCAGGACCACCUGUUCCAGCAGUACCGGGAGAAGCAGCCCCCCGCCACGCAGCUCCUGGAGGACGUGCACGCUGCCCUCAAGCCAUUUGCAGUAAAGUUAAAUGAGACCACAGAUCCCAGUAAAAAGCAGAUGCUCGAGCGGAUACAGCACGCAGUGAGGCUUGCCACAGAGCCGCUGGAGAACGCUGUGCAGUCUAGACUGACAGGGGAGGAAGUCGACAGCCGUGCGGAGGUAUUGCUGCAAGAGGCCAAGGAUUUGCUUUCUGACUGGCUGGAUUCCAUGUUCGGCAGUGAGGUGACUGACAAUUCCAUUUUCUCCAAACUGCCCAAGGUCUGGGAAGGAGAGUUCCACAGAGACAUGGCAGCCCUGAAUGUUCUCCCUCCGGAUGUCUUAACCCGGGUUAGUGAGUAUGUGCCAGAAAUCGUGAACUUUGUCCAGAAGAUUGUGGACAACGGUUAUGGCUACGUGUCCAAUGGAUCUGUUUACUUUGAUACAGUGAAGUUUGCUUCUAGUGGGAAGCACUCCUACGGGAAGCUGGUGCCUGAGGCUGUGGGGGAUCAGAAAGCUCUUCAGGAGGGGGAAGGUGACCUGAGCAUCUCUGCAGACCGCCUGAGUGAGAAGCGCUCACCCAACGACUUUGCCCUCUGGAAGGCCUCUAAGCCAGGGGAGCCAUCCUGGCUGUGUCCUUGGGGGAAGGGUCGUCCGGGGUGGCACAUCGAGUGCUCUGCCAUGGCAGGCACCCUCCUAGGAGCCUCAAUGGACAUCCAUGGAGGGGGCUUUGACCUCCGGUUUCCCCACCACGACAAUGAGCUGGCACAGUCGGAGGCCUACUUUGAAAACGACUGCUGGGUCCGGUACUUCCUCCACACAGGCCACCUGACCAUUGCUGGCUGCAAGAUGUCGAAGUCACUGAAAAACUUCAUCACCAUUAAAGAUGCCUUGAAAAAGCAUUCAGCGCGGCAGUUGAGGCUGGCCUUCCUCAUGCACUCCUGGAAAGACACGCUGGACUAUUCAAGCAACACCAUGGAGUCAGCACUUCAGUACGAGAAGUUCCUGAACGAGUUUUUCUUAAAUGUGAAGGACAUCCUUCGAGCUCCUGUCGAUGUCACUGGUCAGUUUGAAAAGUGGGAAGAUGAAGAGGCAGAGCUGAACAAGAACUUUUAUGACAAGAAGACAACGAUUCAUGAAGCCCUCUGUGAUAACAUUGACACCCGCACGGUGAUGGAGGAAAUGCGGGCCUUGGUCAGUCAGUGCAACCUCUACAUGGCAGCCCGGAAGGCAGCAAGGAGAAAACCCAACCGAGCUCUGCUGGAGAGCAUUGCUCUGUACCUCACCCACAUGCUGAAGAUCUUUGGGGCCAUAGAAGAGGAAAGCUCCUUGGGCUUCCCAGUCGGAGAGCCAAGAACCAGCCUGAAUCUGGAGGCCACAGUCAUGCCCUACCUGCAGGUGUUAUCGGAAUUCCGAGAAGGAGUGCGGAAGAUCGCCCGAGAGAAGAAAGUCCCUGAGGUCCUGCAGCUCAGUGAUGCCCUGCGGGACGACGUCCUGCCUGAGUUCGGGGUGCGGUUUGAAGACCAUGAAGGACUACCAACAGUGGUCAAAUUGGUAGACAGAGACACCUUGCUAAAAGAGAGAGAAGAGAAGAAAAGGGUUGAAGAGGAGAAGAGGAAGAAGAAAGAGGAAGCAGCCCGAAGAAAGCAAGAGCAAGAAGCGGCAAAGCUGGCCAAGAUGAAGGUUCCCCCCAGUGAGAUGUUCUUGUCAGAAAGUGACAAAUAUUCCAAGUUUGAUGAAAACGGUCUUCCCACGCACGACACAGAAGGCAAAGAACUGAGCAAAGGGCAAGCCAAGAAGCUGAAGAAGCUCCUCGAAGCUCAGGAAAAGCUGUAUAAGGAGUACCUGCAGACGGUACAGAACGGAAGCCACCCGUGAGGACGCACGGGACUGACUCUAAAUGAAGCUGUUGUGGACCAGCGGCUCUUCUCUGUCUCAGUGAUGACAUCCCAGUGCUCUGAGCAUGUUUGCAGUUGUCCUCGUGUCAUAAAUUAAGAGUUAUGUUCACAUAGGCUCAUGUCUUCAGCAGCUCUGAGACACUAACAAUAAAUUCUUCUUAACAGUGA